Molecule: messenger RNA, 4329 nt
Organism: Solenopsis invicta (red fire ant)
Lineage: Eukaryota; Metazoa; Arthropoda; Insecta; Hymenoptera; Formicidae
Gene: Ndf
Product: putative oxidoreductase GLYR1 homolog
Exons: 10
Coding region: 113-1621 (502 amino acids)
Molecular function (GO): NAD binding; NADP binding; oxidoreductase activity, acting on the CH-OH group of donors, NAD or NADP as acceptor
Source: RefSeq, a predicted model, not a curated record
GCAACUGCGCUCACGUCGCCGCGCAUAAGCAACGGCGACGCUCCGCUCACGCAAGUCAGUCGCUUGCUGACAUUCGCAGGUGUAGGUUGGUUGACAGUGUCGUCUUCUCGCGAUGUCUGAAGUAUUCAAACUGGGUGAUCUAGUAUGGGCGAAGAUGAAGGGAUUCUCGCCGUGGCCCGGCCGGGUGUCAGUUCCUUCGAAGGAUUUGAAGAAGCCCGCGAAUACUAAAAAGGGACCAGUUCAAUGUAUCUUCUUUUUUGGGACAAAUAAUUAUGCAUGGAUAGAAGAAUCCCACAUUAAGCCCUACCAGGAGUAUAAAGAUACCUUAGUGAAAUCUAGCAAAUCUGGCGCAUUCAAGGAUGCAGUGGAAGCUAUAGAAGAUUUCAUCGCCAAAGGAGAGGUAUUCGAGGAUGGUCUGGAUCCGGAUUCCUUGUUCGACAGGCUCAAAGAAGAGACUGUAACCGAGAAGAAACCCGUUGUCAAAACACCGAAGCCGCGCAAAGAGGCUCCUACGAAACCCACUAAGCGUCUAAGUGACAGCGGUACGGGUGAUCGUCGACCGGGUAAAAAGCAGCGGAGGGAAUCAAGCGGUAGCAACAGAGUCGGCAGUGUCAGUCCUACCAUGAACCAUUCUACCCCGGCUAGAAAAACAGGCUCGCUCCUAAACAGACCGGCAAAUAUCGCCAGACCUGUUACACUACCUUUAGACGUCGAAACGAUGUCACAAACUCUCAAGGAGAAGAAUAUUCUUCCAUCAAAUCUGAAAUUUGGUUUUCUCGGACUCGGUAUCAUGGGCAGCGGUAUCGUGAAAAAUUUGAUCAACAGUGGUCAUAGCGUGAUCGUGUGGAAUCGAACGCAGGAGAAGUGCACAGAUUUCGUGAAAGCAGGAGCUGAGCAAGGAUUGACCCCAUCUGAUGUCGUCCUCGCUGCUGAUAUCACCUUUUCAUGCGUAGCUGAUCCUCAGGCAGCAAAGGAUAUGGUUUUUGGUAACUGCGGUGUUCUAAUGGAAAUAUCAUCUGAGAAGAGCUAUGUCGAAAUGACUGGCAUUGACGCGGAAACAUCGCAAGACAUUGCCGAGGCGAUAAACGGCAAGGGUGGCCGCUACCUUGAGGCUCAGGUACAGGGGAGUAAAACACAAGCGCAAGAAGGUACUCUUGUUAUUCUUGCUGCCGGAGAUCGGUCGCUCUUCGACGAAUGUCAAUCUUGCUUCGAGGCAAUGGGCAAGAAUAGCUUUUACCUUGGCGAAGUCGGAAAUGCUUCCAAGAUGAAUCUGGUACUUCAGUUGAUGGCUGGCGUCACUCUCGCAGCUCUGGCCGAGAGUAUGGCACUUGCCGAUCGUGCUGGACUCCAACAGAAAGACGUUUUGGAAGUUCUGGAGUUGACAUCUUUGGCGUGUCCGGCAAUUCUUGAAAAAGGCAAAGCGAUUAUCGAAGGUGGUUUCCCAACUCAGCUACCGCUGCAGCAUAUGCAAAAGGACCUGCGAUUGUCAUUAGGCAUGAGUGACCAGUUGGAGCAACCUUUACCGCUGGCUGCCGCGGCGAACGAAGUGUAUAAACACGCAAAGCGUCUUGGAUAUGGCGAACACGACGCCUCGGCCGUUUAUAUUAGGGCCAGGUUCUAACGCAGCAUGCGCUUCGUGUUAUUGUCACCGAGCUUCUUCAUAUUUAUUGCAAUACCUGACGUUGUUUCCCGCCGCUAAGAGAAUGAGAAAAAGAGAGAAAAAGAAAGAACAUUGCUGCAUACAUCAAAUGUAUAUUUUUUUGUUUGCUAUAGGUCGACGAUUUCAAAAGAUAUACACGCCGUCAAUUUUAUAAACAUUUGUGAGAUUUUAUGGAAGGUAGAAAAUGAAGGAUGCAAUAAAGAAAAAAAUUAUAGUAAAUCGUAGAACAGCUUUAUCGACGUGCGUUGCGAAGAAAAAUUUUAUAGCAUUUUAUAGAAUUAUUUUUAUUUCUCAUACAUUACGACAAUGAAGAUUUGAAUUAUUGUCUACGGCAAUAUUCUUUUUUUAAUGGCAUUGCGAGAUAGCUCUUCACGCGCUUGCCAAUCGAAGAAAUAUUUUUCUUCGCGCGCGAACGGAGGAAUAGCGUCGGUUUGAUUAACAGUUGAGCUUCCGAGUCGCGUUUCGAUUUCAAUCACCCGCGAGAUGCCCACUCGGCUCAGUUUCGACAGAUUCGGAAUGUGUUGAAAAAAAAUGUGCCUUACGCUACCGAUUGAAGGGAAAGGCUUAAUGACAUACGAAACAGCCGCAUUGAAAGUGGCUUCAUGAUAAACGAUACAUUGUAUCGGCGUGUGAGAUUUACCUCAACGACCGGGAGAUUGACGAGCUCGACCACGAACAUGAGAUUGCAGACGAUAGUGACAGUAGCCACGGAAAAACGUAGAGACCGCACGCUUUACGUGGCACAAUUGUAAAGUUGAAAUACAACUAUAAAAGCGUGUGGCUAAUCGAAGCGAUGAUGACGGUAAGGGAACUGAACCUUCCUCGCAUAAUUUCGUCUUCUUUACGAAUUUGAAGAAUAGCUUUUAAUGGACCAUUUUAUAGGCGCACUUUUAUUUUCAUUAGUUUUCUUGAUUUUGUAUAUCGCACUGUACAACGAACAGACGCAUAUUUUAUCUCGCGCUGUUUAUUAGUAACUUAGCAGAUUUAACUGAAAGAUUGAUUAACUAUUUUUCUGAAGAUAUAAGGCAAAAGAUCACAGACAGUAUCGUUCGUGCAGAAAAAUCCUUCUGAAAUCGUCGCGGAGUUUGAUGUCUGAAUCUGAAUUGAAAAAGAAUAGAUGUUACGUUUGUGCUCGCUAACUCGGCUCACUUUUACCGAUGCUGCUGUUGAUUGACAGACCGACAAGCAGCGCGUUAUAAAUUAAUGAAGAACUGAAAAGAAUAUUUACAGAUGUAUGUAUAUUAUAUGUUGCGUCUUCAUGUAUUCAAUUAUAUGCUAGCUCUCAAAGGCUUGGCCUUGAAAACAGCAGCAGAAAUCUGUAUAUCUACAGAUAUAUUUUGUACUUUUAGUCAUUCCAUAGCUUUGAAAAGAGAAAUUUCAAAAUUGAAGUUACGAGCCGAACAUUAUAAAACCUAAAUAAAAAUGUAUAUUGAUGAAUUGUUGCGGAUCACUUUCCCAAACCCUAGCAUAAUUUGUUUUUAGUAUACGGAAGUUUAUUCACAUUGAGCAUUGCGUGUUCGACUUCUCGGAACGAUCCUCGAGACAGCUACCACGAUAACGUACUUUCUCGUACGAGCACAUGAUCUCCGUGAGAAGAAAAUUCUCUUGCAAGAAGAGAAAAGUGAAUGAGCGAGACGUUUCCGUUUUCCCAGGAAAGUGAUUUCGUGGACGACGCGCGACGAAAUCGAGAAUCAUGAGAGAAUUGCGAUUAGAGAUUUUUGGUUAAGAAACUAAAAAAUUAAUGUGCAAAGAAAUAUUUUAGUUACAUUUUAAGAUAAAAUUUUAGAAAAGUCAAUUUCUUCACGCCGAAAUAAAUUUGUAUCCUCUCUAUUCAGUUUUACGAGAAGUUUUGCCAAACAAUAAUAGAUCUUUUGUAAUAAUUGUUGAACAUAAAUUUUUUAGAUGUUUAACAAUUAUCAGUAAUUAUUACAGAGCCUAGCGAUAUGAAAAUUGUGAUUAUUGAUUGUUCCGAUAGAAAUGCGCAAAUUUAUUUUCUAAAUUGCUUCAACAAUAUAUUGUCUUUUUACACUGCGAGUUAAAAUCUAGCGUUUAAUGUUUAAUUAUAACUUUUAUGGGAAAAAAAAUUUAGAGAAAUAAAAAAUUUCAGCGAAGAAUUAAAGCAAAAUUAUUCCUAUGUUGAGAAAUUAACCUUUUUCUUUUAGGCGACAGAUAAGAUUAUCUGCCCUUUUAUCUACGACAAAAUCUCGAAAUUGAACGGAAAAUUGUGUCGUUUACUCGACACAGAUCUUAAAUUUAUAUAAGCGGGAAAUUGCGUAUAGCGUAUAGCUGAAAUAACAGUGGCUUGGCGCCAUAUCACGUGCGACAACAUCUAAUUAGACACGUACACAAUCAACAGUUAAAUAACAACAUUACAAUGGCAAAUCGUAUGUGUAUGAAUCUGCAACAUGUGAGGUGAAGAUAGAAGAAAAUAUAUUCUACUGUAUAAGAAAACAAGCAUAAAGGAAGAUAUAUUAUUAGUAAAUAUUAAGUUUACUUAAAAAGAAAACAGGAAAAAAAAACAGUAAAGAACAUAAUGUGGGAGUAAUUAGUGUGAGUGCGAGCGAAUGAAUGAGAGUAUACAUUAUGCGCGUUACGUCGGUAUCAGACGUUAUAUGUUUUGUCAUGGAUACACUAUGGUUUUUGAAUAAAUAUCUAUUUGACCUAUGAAA